Zymoseptoria tritici IPO323 is the source of this 2550-nucleotide messenger RNA. RefSeq names its product putative alpha-glucosidase (gene MgAgl3). The transcript has a single exon. The coding region runs from base 1 to 2550 and encodes 849 amino acids. Lineage: Eukaryota; Fungi; Ascomycota; Dothideomycetes; Mycosphaerellales; Mycosphaerellaceae. Gene Ontology annotation, biological process: carbohydrate metabolic process. Gene Ontology annotation, molecular function: hydrolase activity, hydrolyzing O-glycosyl compounds; carbohydrate binding. The record is from RefSeq and is a predicted model, not a curated record.
AUGCCACAAUCCGAAUUCGUCCCGCAGGCAUAUAUGCAACACCCGGAGUCAAAUUCAGCGGAGGCAUCAAUCCAGCUCACAUCACCAGCGAGGGAUGCCGCCGUCGACUUCACCUUUGAGGCUCUCAAGCCAGGCCUCUUCCGGACCACAUUCACCUCGGAGAAAUAUCCACUCCCACCAUUCCCAAGUGCCUCAAAGCCACAGGCCGUUCCAUCAACUUUCAAGACGACAACAUCGGACAAGUCGACGACAUUCACAUCAGACACCCUCACCGCCACAGUAGAAUGGACCUCAACUCCCAUCGCGACAAUCGGAUUCACCGGCCAACCACCUCUGCACACCGACCUACCCUUUCGCUCCUACGCCCUCGAUGGUCAAGGCAUCGCUCACUACUCCCGCUACUUCCGCGGUGACCUCCACGUCGGACUAGGGGAGAAGGCCGCUCCCAUGGAUCUCUCUAAUCGCCACUUCACGCUCUCCGCUACGGACUGUUUCGGCUAUGAUGUCCACCGCACGGAUCCAUUGUACAAGCACAUCCCGCUGCUAAUCCGCGCAACUCCAAAUGGUGUGGUUGCUACAUUCACCACUUCCCAUGCUCGCGGCUAUUACUCCGUCGGAUCGGAGAUGGAUGGUAUGUGGGGUUUCUACAAGGUUUAUCGUCAGGAUCAUGGUGGGCUUGAGCAGUACACCAUUGUUGGCAAAACGCUGCAGGAAGUGGUCAAAUCGUACGCCGAAUUGGUUGGAUUUCCUCUCCUCGUGCCGAGGUGGGCCAUGGGGUAUCUCGGCGGAGGCAUGAAGUACUCCAUGCUGGAUGAGCCUCGUGCGAGUGAGGCGUUGAUGGAGUGGGCGGCGAAAGUGGAGAAGUAUGAGAUUCCGUGCUCCGGGUUUCAGAUGUCGUCGGGCUAUACAGUCGCAGAAACUGAGCCGAAGACGAGGAAUGUCUUCACGUGGAACAAACAUCGAUUUCCUGACCCAAAAGGCUUCUGCGAUGCUUUCCACUCCAAGGGUAUUCGUCUAAUCGCCAACAUCAAGCCGUACAUCCUCGCAAGCCACCCAGAAUACCAAAACCUCGUCAAAGCCGGCGCACUCUUCACAGACCCACACACCGGCCAAUCCGCCGUCGCUCGCCUCUGGUCCGCCGGCGGCGGCGAAAGCGGCGAGGGCGGGCACAUCGACUUCUCCUCCCGCGCCGGCUUCGACUUCUGGGUCCAAGGCGUCAAAGCCCUCCGCCAAACCGGCAUGGACUGCAUGUGGAACGACAACAACGAAUACAUGACUCCCUCCGACGACUGGCAACUCUGGCUCGACGACCCUUCCCUCACCCCCUUCACCUUCACCUCCACCACCCCCCGCAAAGACAUCGGCCUCUGGGGCCGCGCCAUGCACACCGAACUCCACGCCCGAGCCUCCCACGACGCUCUCCUCGCCGUCGCACCCCACGAACGUCCCUUCGUACUCACCCGCAGCGCCACCCCGGGCACGAUGAAGUACGCGUCUAGUUCCUGGUCGGGGGACAACAUCACUUCCUGGCCGGGUCUCCGCGGCGCGAACGCCCUCUCCCUCAACGCGGGCAUGUGUCUCUUACAAUCCUACGGCCACGACAUUGGCGGUUUCGAAGGCCCCCAACCCAGCCCGGAGUUGCUACUCCGAUGGGUUCAGCAGGGUAUUCACAGUCCCCGCUUCGCGAUCAAUUGCUUCAAAACGGGAGACGAUAAUUUAGUCGGCGAUGUCAUCGAGCCGUGGAUGUACCCCGAGAUCUUACCGCAAAUUCGCGCGGCGAUUCAAAGGAGGUAUGAACUCAUUCCAUAUCUUUACUCUGCCCACCUCCUCUCCCACCGUGACGCUCUCCCGCCACAGCGAUGGGUCGGGUGGGGCUAUGAGUCCGAUCCCGAAGUCUGGUCGAAUAAAACCCUCACAGACGGGGAAGAACAGUAUUGGUUGGGUGACACGUUGCUUGUAGGAGGGGUUUUCGAACCGGGAGUUGUGGAGGCGAGGAUUUAUGCUCCUGCUCGUUCCGGAGAGGAUCCUGGAUUCUGGAACACAAAUGCCCCAUUCCAGUUUCUUGAAGCGGGAAAGUGGCAUACCAUCGCCGCGCCUUGGAAAGAAGGUAGCAUACCCGUCCUCGCACGCGUCGGAGGCGCGGUUCCCGUGGGUCUGAAUCGGCAGACUGUUGCGCCGGGUGAUAUGGGAAAUGAAGGAGCUCUCCCGGCUGAUGACUGGAGGGGGUUGGAGAUUUUCCCGCCUAUGGCUGAGCGUUCGGAUGGGAAGAGGAGGUUUGAGAAUGUUUGGUAUGAAGACGAUGGGAUUUCGCCGCCGCCGGUGAAGGUGGCGGAGAUGAAGGUUGUGUAUAUUGCGGAGAGGGAGGUGGUUAGGGUUGGGUUGGAGGCGGGGAUUGGGGAGUUUAGGCCGCUUUGGUCGGAGAGGGGAGUUACGGUUAUUUUGCCGGUGGGAGAUGGUAGGAGGGUUGUUAAGAUGGAUGCGGGGGGAGAGGUGGAGAGGGAGGAGGAUGAUGGGAAGGGGAGGAGACGAUUCAAGAUCUCUUGCGCCUGA